Messenger RNA from Mizuhopecten yessoensis (Yesso scallop), 4718 nucleotides. RefSeq names its product lon protease homolog 2, peroxisomal-like. Gene Ontology annotation, molecular function: ATP-dependent peptidase activity; ATP hydrolysis activity; serine-type endopeptidase activity. The record is from RefSeq and is a predicted model, not a curated record. Gene Ontology annotation, biological process: protein catabolic process; protein targeting to peroxisome; protein processing. The transcript is spliced from 17 exons. Gene Ontology annotation, cellular component: peroxisomal matrix. NCBI's taxonomy places the organism in Eukaryota, Metazoa, Mollusca, Bivalvia, Pectinida, Pectinidae. The coding region runs from base 23 to 2572 and encodes 849 amino acids.
UUAUCUGGGUCAUUCAAACAAAAUGGCGUCGGCCAUAACAAUCCCUCGUCGUCUUCCUUUGCUUCUUGUGGCUGACAAUGUCCUCCUUCCCGGGUCAUCCAUGCGUAUUCCAGUCAAGAGUAUGCGGAACAUGAACAUGGUGAAAGGGCGCCUGUUGAGCAGAAACACUCUAAGUAGUACAAUCAUAGGUGUCAUACCGAGAGAUCCUUCUGAUGAACAGGGAGACGAUCUGUCCUCCAUCCAUCACAUCGGUACCGCUGCAGUGGUUGUUCAGGUCACGGGCACCAAUUGGCCAAAGCCAGCUUACACCCUGCUGGUCACCGGGCUGUGUCGCUUCAAACUCCAGGAACUUCUGCAGGAGGCUCCGUAUCCGGUGGCAACAGUCAAUCAACUUGACAAACUCCCUGGGCUCAUUGAUGAUAAUAUAAACAUGAAGAACAUGGGAGAGCUAGAUGUGUUGGCCGAGAAUUUCCGGGAGCAGGCAAGCAAGCUUGUAGACAUGCUUGACAUCUCUAUCCCUGUUGUGGCUAAGCUCAAGAAAAUGCUGGAGAAGUUACCAGACCAACACCUCCCUGACAUUUGUGCAGCCAUUGUCAAGGCCUCAUACUCUGAGAAGAUUCAGGUUUUGGAUGCUAUUGACUUGACUGAAAGGUUCAAGAAAGCACUGCCUCUGCUCAUGAGGCAAAUUGAGGGUUUAAAACUUCUACAAAAAACAAGGAAAGACAAAUUUGAAAUCAUCACGAAAAAAGAGGGCAGUAAUCGUCCUGGUAACAUGAAGCGUAUGUUUGGGAAGAUCAGUUCCGAUCUAGAGGAGGAUGAGGAUGGCGAUAUUGACGAGUUGAUGGACCUUGAACAGAAGAUCAAGGCUGCUGAUAUGCCAGAGCAUGCCUUAAAGGCAGCGAUGAAGGAGUUUAAAAGAAUGAAGAAAAUGCCUCAACAGAUGCCAGAGCAUGCAAUGAUCAGGAACUAUCUUGACUUAAUGGUAGAACUACCCUGGUCCAAACACAGCAAGGACGCCCUUGACAUUGCCCAAGCCCGGAAAGACAUGGACGAAGACCACUAUGGCAUGGAGAAACCUAAAAAGAGAGUAUUGGAGUAUCUGGCAGUGCGCCAGCUUAAACAGACCCUCCGGGGGCCAAUACUAUGCUUUAUAGGGCCCCCAGGAGUUGGGAAGACAAGUAUUGGCAAAUCUAUAGCUCACACUUUAGGCAGAGAAUUUUACAGAAUUUCACUGGGAGGUGUUUGUGAUCAGUCAGAUAUCCGUGGACACCGACGCACAUACAUUGGCUCAAUGCCAGGAAGGAUACUACAGGGAUUGAAAUUGGUCGGGACAAAUAAUCCAGUAUUUCUGUUGGAUGAAGUUGAUAAACUUGGGAAGUCACUCCAUGGUGAUCCCGCCGCAGCCCUACUAGAGGUUCUGGACCCUGCACAGAAUGAUUCAUUUACUGACCACUACCUGAAUGUACCGUUUGACCUGUCCCAGGUGUUGUUUAUUGCCACAGCCAACAACAUGGCUACUAUUCCUCCAGCCCUACUGGACAGGAUGGAGCUGAUCCAGAUUCCCGGAUACACCCAGGAGGAGAAAGUCAACAUUGCUGACCGCCACCUCAUACCCAAACAGCUGAAGGAGCACGGACUGACCGCCGAACAGAUCCAGAUACCCACAGAUACUGUACAGCUCAUUGCUUCUAAAUACACUCGGGAGGCUGGUGUGAGGAACCUGGAGCGUAAGAUAGGGGGCGUGUGCCGUGCUGUGGCGGUCAGGGUAGCCGAGGCCUCACCAAAAUCCAAGGGAGAUAAGCCUGCACCUGAGGUGGACAAGAAGCAGAUAGAUAAUGAAAGCGUGUCGGAGUCGAUGUCUCAGGAAGCCUCCACUCUGGCACACCCUCCAGAGAUGCCCUUUGUAAUAGAUGAGGUUGCACUGGAGGACAUACUGGGGCCCCCUCAGUUUGAAAGUGAGGUUUCCCAGCGACUGAGCCAGCCAGGCGUGGCGGUUGGUAUGGCCUGGACACCAAUGGGUGGGGAAAUUCUGUUCGUGGAGGCUACCCGUAUGGACGGGGAAGGUAAACUCAUACUUACGGGUCAGCUGGGCGAUGUCAUGAAGGAGUCUGCCAACCUCGCCCUCAACUGGGUUAGGAGCAAUGCUCACAAGCUCGGCUUGAGUGGGAUUCUGAGCAAUGCCAGUAAGAAAGACACACACAUUCACUUCCCUGCAGGAGCGGUUGGGAAGGACGGCCCCUCCGCUGGAGUUACCGUCGUAACCGUCUUGGUUUCCCUGCUUAGCAAGCAGUGUGUGAGGUCAGACACUGCCAUGACAGGGGAGAUCACUCUAAGAGGCCUUGUACUGCCAGUUGGAGGUAUUAAAGAGAAGGUACUGGCUGCUCACAGAGCAGGACUCCGCAGAAUCAUUCUCCCCAAACGUAACGAGAAGGACCUGCUGGAGAUUCCUAAUAAUGUCAGGAACGACCUGGCCAUAGUUUUGGUGACUCGUUUGGAGGAUGUGUUGAAUGCAGCCUUUGAUGAUGGCUUUCCUUCAGUGGUCAGUGAGCACUCGGUGCCAAGCAAGUUAUAACCCCGCCAGGGCUGACCGGGGGUCAAUGAUUCUAGUGGUGCCAAAAACUGAUGUCAGGCUAAUGUUGUUAACAGAAUAUUAUGUUUCUACCUAUGACGACAGACUUAUGAUGUAAACAGAAUAUUGUGUUUCUACCUAUGAGGACAGACUAAUGAUGUAAACAGAAUAUUGUGUUUCUACCUAUGACGACAGACUUAUGUUGUUAACAGAAUAUUAUGUUUCUACCUAUGACGACAGACUUAUGAUGUAAACAGAAUAUUGUGUUUCUACCUAUGACGACAGACUUCUGAUGUAAACAGAAUAUUAUGUUUCUACCAUUGACGACAGACUUAUGAUGUAAACAGAAUAUUGUGUUUCGUCUUAUUCCCAAUGAAGUGAUAUUUAUGUGAUAAUUCUGGUGUGGUUGAAUUUUGACAUGUAUCCCCUUGUCAAGUAUUCACCUAGUACAAGUGUACUUGAAACAAGGGUUGGUCACAGGCACCAAAUGUAAUAGGAGCAGAAAAAUGCACGGGAUUCGAACAAGGGACCCUCCGACCCAGUCCAGUUACAGAUAAAAGUUACUUUGAUGUGUAAGCCAUGAUUUUGCUUCCAGAGUGUUUAACAAGAAUGCACAUCAAAAAUUUAUUCUGAUUGCGAGAUAGACUUUGUAAUGGACUCUAGGACAGGUAUUUGCGAUAUAAUUGAUAUUUGUUUGGGGGUUGUGUGAUUGUUACUACCACAGAAGUGCUUUCAUUUUAUUAAUUUGCUAUCAUACAGGCACAGGUGUUAAUUAAUCAUAUUUUAAAUACUGUCAUUUGUUAUAACUUGAUCCAUUUUAAUUAUUUUCAUAAAUGUAUGUACAUAUUAAAAUGUAAUCUUGUCACUUUCAUCUAGCUGCCAUUUGUCAUACUAUUGAAGUGGGAAUUUUAACGUUUCAAAGACUCUUCAAAGGAUAAAUGGUUGGGAAACUUCCAUUUUAGCAUAUUGUGAUGGUUUUCAAGCAUGUGAUUUUUUUCGAAAAAUGUCCACUUUACAGUAAUGACUCUGUUAGCAUUAAAUGGUGGCUGCUUCUUAUGAAAGGCUGUUGGUGUCCAAAAAAAAGAUAAAGAGACAUGAUCACAUUAAAAUGUGUUCAUUACUUAACCUUUCAUCACUGUAGACCAUAAUGGACUCAUCCAUAUCAACUCAUGGUAGAGUCUUCUAAAGUUAAAUAGGGUGAAAGGGUUAAGUGCUAACAUUUCAAAGAAGUACCAUGAUACUGUUUUAUGAGGAGAAACCUCUUUUGUCAUUGGUACCGCUCAGUUUCAGAAGCCAGUAUUUUGAACAUUUAUAUAAUCAGAUAUGUGCAGCAAACCAUCAUAGUAUCAUGUUAGUAAUCAUUUUAUCAAAUUUAAAUUAUCCCAUUAAAUUGAGUUAAGAUAACAUUAAACGACAAGGUAAUAUGUUUAAGCGCAAUACUGUGAUUUGGUUUCAUUUCUAUUCAAGUGGAUUUAUUGCCAACAGGACUGUACAGAAAUAUGUGUUGAUAAGUAUAAUUAGGUCUUGAUGGGGUGUAUGGUUUAACCUGAGUACAGCAUUCGUGAUCUUUCAACUGAUAAUUUGUCUUCUAGAAAUUUUUGUCUCCUAAAUUGAUAUAUGUUAUAUUCAAAGUAUGAUCUUGGCCUAUUUGUUCUGAUUGACUCCAUACAAAAUUUUGACAUUUAAAAAGAAAUGUAUUUGUUUUGGGGGUAACUUCUUUUUUUAACACGUAAAUCAUAAUUAUACAGUACAGAUAAAAGUAAUUCUGUAUAAUGUAAAAACCAUUGUUUGACAGAUACUUUAAACAAUAGGGUUGACUGUAUCAAAAUGAAAUUGUAAAAUUCUCAAUCAAUGUUUAUUGUUUUACAAGAUGAAAUGUAAUCAAAAUCCCAGGAUGUAAUAAAAUUAAAAAUAACGAAUCUCUGUUUCUCUUUUUCAAAUCAUCAAAAGUGUCCGACAACUGCGACUCGGAUUCGAUUGGGUCAAUUUUAGCAUUGUCCAUGUCACUGUAAUGUACGUUAUACAUAGUAUGGAUAGUCUACCACUGGUACUGCCAGAGAAGCACAAGAUUCGUACUCGUAUGUCAGAACAUCACAUUAACCUGGGCAUAUCGCAUAUACUGUCAUGUACAAUUACAAAUUUUGCAUUC